Molecule: messenger RNA, 465 nt
Organism: Colletotrichum fioriniae
Lineage: Eukaryota; Fungi; Ascomycota; Sordariomycetes; Glomerellales; Glomerellaceae
Source: RefSeq, a predicted model, not a curated record
AUGUCACGCUUGUUUACUGCCCUGGUAUUGGCCGGCCUUGGUGCCAACCUUGCUGUGGGAACGCCAUUUGAUCAGGAGGAGCAAAACCGAAACGCCGAAUGCGAUAACGGUUGCUUCUUCGGUAGCUUCCCUGGAGGCUCCUGCACAAAUGACGCCGCAUGCAUGUGCACUCAGCAAAAGUAUCAGGCAGUAUGCGGCAUCAAGUUGACAACAUCCACAUCCGCUGCCCCUACCGUCACAAUCACUGUUACCGGUGGAACGGGAACGCAGUCUCCAAUGCCAUCGGCAUCCGGCAGCUCAUCUGUCCUACUUGCUACCACGAUGGCAUCAACCCCUGUGAUAGCACCCACGCUGAGCGCGGGCGUCAACACACCAACUGCUACACCGAGCAGCGGUUCUGCUGAGCGCUUGAUGCUGCGGGGCUCCACAGUUCUAGUCGCUGCAGCCGGCUGGAUGUUCUGGUAG